GUACAAGUGGUAUCAGUAUCGAUGUGAAACAAGGACGUGCACCUUACAUAACGGUUCAUCUACUAAACAUUGCAGGCAUGAACGCAAAGGGAUUUACCUUCUCUUUCGCCUUUCGGGGAUAACAGCACAAGUAUGGAAUGUGAUUACUGCCCAUAUGUCAUAUGUGUAUCAAGUGGCUUGCUUGUGGUGAUAUUUGUGAUCGAAGUGUUCACGUGCAUCUACCGCACACGCCGUCACAGGUGGCUGGGCGGAAACAGUCGUCGUGUCAGUGCAUACGCGAACUCUGGUCGGGUAACACCGAUUUCUCGUGACGGUUCAAUGAGCUGCCUAUCCAGAGGAAAUCAAAACAGCCAAAGUCUAUGUUUAGAAGUGGUAAACGAACUCCAAGCAGUCAAUAACAACCCGUGUCCAAGUACCAGCGGCGUCAGUGACGACAAACGCCUCGGCACUGACGCUGUCGACGACACAGUGUAUGACUCCCUCAGUCGCCAACACGGCCAUCCCAAUAGAGAGUCAGCUACAGAGACCCGCGAGACAGACAUGAGGCGAUGUCUACAGCUCUUCCUCAGUACCAAGUGUCUGUUCAAGCAAUUUGAAGAUCUACCAAGAGCAGACUACACGCUGUGCAGUGAGGCGAAGAAGAGUGAUAACAUCUGCAAGAACAGAUACCGGGAUGUUCUACCGUAUGAUAGCAGUCGAGUUGUGUUAAAGGUGGUCGCCGAGAAUGUUUCCAGUGGAUACAUCAAUGCUAAUUACAUACAGGGGGUCGGCAGCCUGCAACAGUUCAUAGCCGCGCAAGGGCCGUUUCUGCGUGUGGUGCCAGACUUCUGGAGGAUGGUAUGGGAGACCCAUGCUCGACAGAUUGUCAUGCUUACGAACAUCAUUGAAGACGGAAAGAUGAAGUGUGUCAAGUAUUGGCCAGGCGAAUUCAAUGAAAACAAAACAUUUGAUGACAUCAUGGUGGAGUUUGUGCUUGAAGAAGUCAGCGACACUUAUGUAAAGAGGACGUUCAAUAUCACCAAGUCUGGAGAGGUGAAGAGGGAAAUAUACCAAUACCACUUCACCGCCUGGCCUGACUGUGAUUCCCCACGUGAUGUGACGUCAUUUCUCGACUUCCGGUCAGCGGUGCUCCGAGAUGCGUCAGCUGUACACGGACCAGUCAUCGUCCACUGCAGUGCUGGAAUCGGCCGAACUGGAACAUUCAUUGCUCUGCACUACCUCCUGUCCCAGGCAAAGGCUGACGAUAUUGUGGAUGUUUUCGGCUGUGUAUCUCACCUCCGAGAACAGCGGAUGGAGAUGGUCCAGACCGAGGAGCAGUAUGCCUUCCUGUUCGAGGCGCUGUAUGAAUAUACAACUGGAGCCUACAGUGCAUAUCGUGCAUACUCGGAGAUGAGCCUAAACCUGGGGCUUGACAUUGUAGCGACUUUUCUGUUUCCAGACACAUCUGUAGGAUCUGGAAUCCAUUCAUCCAACCUGGACUUAGAUGUAGCGGCCCAACUGUAAAUCUGAAAGCACUUUUAUGUACACAAAUCAUGCAAUGAUACAUGUAAAAUAAAAAUAAUAGAUGUUCA
This is a messenger RNA of Haliotis rufescens (red abalone), 1571 nucleotides long. Its product is annotated as receptor-type tyrosine-protein phosphatase mu-like. Gene Ontology annotation, molecular function: protein tyrosine phosphatase activity. The transcript has 15 exons. The coding region runs from base 133 to 1503 and encodes 456 amino acids. Lineage: Eukaryota; Metazoa; Mollusca; Gastropoda; Lepetellida; Haliotidae. The record is from RefSeq and is a predicted model, not a curated record. Gene Ontology annotation, biological process: protein dephosphorylation.